Messenger RNA from Dibothriocephalus latus, 255 nucleotides. NCBI's taxonomy places the organism in Eukaryota, Metazoa, Platyhelminthes, Cestoda, Diphyllobothriidea, Diphyllobothriidae. The record is from the annotation of a GenBank genome assembly.
AUGUCGACUAUCGGAAUGGUUCGUUUGAAACCAACUGUGGCCCUCGCAGCUGCCGAAUAUCCGAGCUUCUCUCUUAGGGUCAAGGAGACCGUGUGUAGUACGCUAAAAUGUGGUUUUCUUAGCCUCCGUACUCGCUCGCUUACUCACACAAUUACACCUGCAGUCUUCUGCUUUUCACGUGGCUCCGGCGGCAAUGGCGAGAUCCGCUUUAUGAAGCUUGCUGUACUCUACGCAAGUUCGCGUACGAGGGCCUAA